Colletotrichum siamense is the source of this 594-nucleotide messenger RNA. RefSeq lists its product as uncharacterized. The coding region runs from base 1 to 594 and encodes 197 amino acids. The record is from RefSeq and is a predicted model, not a curated record. The transcript has 3 exons. NCBI's taxonomy places the organism in Eukaryota, Fungi, Ascomycota, Sordariomycetes, Glomerellales, Glomerellaceae.
AUGGGCGAGAUGACAAUGGGUUGGCAAGUUCUGUCCCUGCGCAUGACCUCAGCACCGCAGCGAGAUGAGGAUCUUCGUGUGGCGCAACGCGCCGUGAAUGCAUUCUCGCCCAAGUCGCUAGAGCCUGCGGAUGGCGGAGGCGAAAAACAAACGAUCCCGUCAUGGCACUCAUCGACCUUGGACGGCUGGACGGGCUCUCACGAAGAGCUAGCAGCCAUCACCACGCUCGAACCUGACGUCGUCGCGAUACACCAAGCUGUGAACCGCAUGGACUCGCAGCUCAAACUCUACAGCUACCUUCAGGUGGAAGAGGUACGAAGGUGGGACCUAGCAGAGGAACAGAAGAAUCAAACACGGCAGCAGGACCAGCCUGAUCCCGUCGGCGUCAGGGUUCCAGCCUACCUGGAGAUGGCCCGCGAGGCCAGCAGCAACGAGUUUUUGAUUCGCGAGCGCGACGUCAACAUUGACAUACUCGAGUAUUUGCUUCACGAGCGCGAGUGGCAGUUCUACAGGAACAAGACCAGAGGGAGGGAACUGGAAGAAAACGAGGUGGGUCUCGACACCGCCCUGGAGAGGAGGGCGCCUCAUGAAUGA